Lichtheimia ornata is the source of this 969-nucleotide messenger RNA. RefSeq lists its product as uncharacterized. The transcript has 3 exons. The coding region runs from base 1 to 969 and encodes 322 amino acids. The record is from RefSeq and is a predicted model, not a curated record. NCBI's taxonomy places the organism in Eukaryota, Fungi, Mucoromycota, Mucoromycetes, Mucorales, Lichtheimiaceae.
AUGAAGACUACUACCUAUCUCGCCAUUGCUGCUGCUUCCGCUGCAGUUGUUUCUGCCAAGCCUGAUGGUUGGGGUGAGGGCAAAAAAGAAUGGGUCCCCGACUUUGAAAAUGAAGAUGAAUGGGUUGAACGACCUGCUCUCACUGAUCCCAACAUUGAAGUGGAGACUCUUCCUCCUGUGAUUGUUUACACCACCACCUAUGCCACACGUGUUGAGCCUAUCUUCCCUGGCAAGAAGGAAGGCUGGGGCGAUGAUGGUGAAGAAAGCUGGGGUGGCAAAGGCGAAUGGGAUGACGAAGAAAACGAAUGGGGCAACAAGAAGGGCUCCUCUUGGGAUGAUGACAAGGAAGAAAGCUGGGGUGGUAAAGGACGCUGGAAGAACAAGAAGGGUGGCAAGAAAGGUGGCUAUCGCAAAGAUGAUGAUGAAGGCUGGAGUGGCAAGAAGAAAGGUGGCAAGAAGGGCGGCAAGAAGGGCGAUUGGGAUGACGAAGAUGAUGAUGAAUGGGACAACAAGAAGAAGGGCGGCAAGAAGGGCGGCUGGGAUGAUGAUGAAGAUGACGAAUGGGAUAGCAAGAAGGGCGGCUCCUCUUGGGACAAGGAUGAUGAUGAUGAUGAAUGGAGUGGCAAAAAGAAGGGUGGUUACCAUGCCGCUUCUGCUGCUCCCUCAGCUGCUGAAGAUGACGAUAUGAUUGCUGCUGCCUCUGCUGGCAUGUCAUCAGCUGCUGGCGGUGGUAUGUCAUCCAGCGCUGCUGCUUCUGGUUCCGGUCAUGGUGGUAGCUCAAUGGCAGCACCCACUCGUGCUGCUGCUGCUACAUCUUCAGCACAAUCCUCCGCUGCUCAUUCUUCCUCUUCCUCCUCUGCAAAGGCUUCUGGAAGCAAUGGUGCUGGUAGCUCAGCUGCUGGUACCGUUCGUGUUGUCGGCUCUAUGGUUGCUGGUUUGGCUGGUGCCGCCGCUUGGUUCCUUUUCUAA